CGAAACUGCCGUCCCUCUGUCCCAACAUUUUUUUUUUACCCAGUGAGAGAGAAUAGAAGAACAGGUCGUCCAUCGUCCGUCUCUUGUUUACAUUGCCAACCGUCGCACCGUAUCACACCACCCACCAUCACAUUACACAGACCAAACACAAUGGCUUCGACCAACUACAAGGAGGCCUUUUCCCUCUUCGACAAGCGCGGCAACGGCCGUGUUGCUAUCGACAGUUUGGGCGACCUGCUCCGCGCCUGCGGCCAGAACCCCACCCUCACUGAGAUUCGCGACCUCGAGAAGAACGUUGGAGGCGACUUCGACUUUGAGACGUUCCAGCGCAUCCUCAACCGCCCCGGCGGCUUCCGUGACCCCGGCGAGCCCGAGGAGUACUGCCGCGGCUUCCAGGUCUUUGAUAAGGACAUGACGGGCUUCAUCGGCGUCGGCCAGCUCAAGUACAUCCUGACCAACCUCGGCGAGAAGAUGACGGACGAGGAGGUCGACGAGCUUCUCAAGGCCGUCGACACAAGUUCUGGCCAGGUCAACUACACCGAGCUUGUCCGCACCAUUCUCGCCAACUAGAUUUGCCAUCUCGGCCGACAAUCUUGACACGAGACACGAUUCUGAGGGCUAGGAUUCGAGCGAGCGUUGUACGACCAUUCAAGACGGCGAUGGAGUGACGGGACGGACGGGCAGGCUUGCCGACAAAAGAACAAGACAUUUUGCAUGGCUGGCACGAUGGGAACGGCGUUUGCUUUGCGUUUGCGAUUGCGUUGUUCCGCUAUUGUAGGGAAUUUGGGUAUCCUGGAGUUGAGCUCUUCAUCAGAGGCUUUUCUCUGGAUCAUACACACACACGAAGAUACACACACGUGUGCCGAGUCCGAAACAAGACCCGACACCAAACGAAAUAAACAACAU
Colletotrichum destructivum is the source of this 906-nucleotide messenger RNA. RefSeq names its product Putative EF-hand domain-containing protein. The record is from RefSeq and is a predicted model, not a curated record. Gene Ontology annotation, biological process: mitotic actomyosin contractile ring assembly. Gene Ontology annotation, cellular component: myosin II complex. The transcript has 4 exons. Gene Ontology annotation, molecular function: calcium ion binding. NCBI's taxonomy places the organism in Eukaryota, Fungi, Ascomycota, Sordariomycetes, Glomerellales, Glomerellaceae. The coding region runs from base 151 to 570 and encodes 139 amino acids.